AUGUGCAAUAAUCAAGAAGAACACUUAACCGAAGAAUUUCGACAACCCCCAACUCCGAACCUCCAAAUGCAAGCAUUGUUAGGGGAGAUGAGGCGUAUGUUGAGGGCUGAAUUAGAACCUAUUCAAGAGAGGUUGGACAGGGUAGAAGCGGGAACUCGUAGGAGACAGCCACAAGACAUCCACAAUAAUGGACGUGGUCCGUGGCGGAAUGUUGAGGAAGAGGUGGAGUCGGAGGAGUUUGAUGAGCCAUAUAUGAACCGGGGCAGGUUUGAACGUGGGUAUGGAAAUAGAGAAGCUAGGAUGGGUAGACCUAGGAGGGAUAAUGAUUUAGGAAACAUAAAAAUUAAAAUCCCAUCUUUUCAAGGUAAAAAUGAUCCUGAAGCUUAUUUGGAGUGGGAAACUAAAAUGGAGAUGGUGUUUGAUUGUCACAACUACUCGGAGAUAAAGCAGGUUAAGUUGGCUGCAAUUGAAUUCACCGAUUAUGCCAUUGUUUGGUGGGAUCAAUUACUGAUUAAUAGGAGGAGGAAUAGAGAGCCACCUGUGGACACUUAGGAGGAGAUGAAAAUGCUUAUGAGGAAGCGUUUUGUACUCAGCCACUAUUAUAGGGGAUUGUAUCAAAAGUUGCAGAGGCUAAUUCAAGGCUCCAAGAGCGUGGAUGAGUAUUACAAGGAGAUGGAGGUAGCUAUGAUCCGGGCUAACGUAGAAGAGGACCGAGAAGCCACCAUGGCUAGGUUUUUGCACGGUUUAAAUCGUGAGAUUGCGGAUAUAGUCGAGUUGCAACAUUAUGUUGAGUUGACAGAUAUGGUGCAUCAAGCCAUAAAGGUGGAGGAACAACUCAAACGGAAGGGAAUGGCUAGGAGGGGACAACCUAUGGCUACCACCAGCCCAUGGAAGGCAGCUCCAAGGAGAGAUGAGCAGCUGCAAAAUAAGCCAAAAUUUGAACCCUCAAAGAAUGUCAAACCAACGCCUGCCACUACUUUAGGUAACACCGAGACUUCUACUUCUAAAACACGUGAUAUUAAGUGUUUUAAAUGUCAGGGGCGGGGACACAUAGCCAGCCAGUGUGUAAACAAAAGGGUGAUGAUGAUAAACGCCCAAGGAGAGCUUGAGUCGGAGGAUGAGGAAGAAGUAGAUGAUGAUGACAUGCCACAUUUAGAAUAUGCCGAUGAUGAGCAAAAUGCUGUGGUUGGAGAUUUAUUAGUAGCAAGGCGCAUUCUCAAUAUGCAGCAGGUCAAGGAGGAGGAAAUUAACCAAAGGGAGAACUUGUUUCAUACGCGGUGCUUUGUCAAUAACAAAGUUUGCAAUGUCAUUAUCGAUGGAGGGAGUUGUACAAAUGUAGCCAGCACUUAUUUGGUGGAGAAACUAGCCUUAACCACCUUAAAACAUCCUCAUCCUUACCGGCUUCAGUGGCUGAAUGAUUGUGGGGAAAUCAAGGUGACAAGGCAAGUGUUGGUGGCAUUAUCCAUUGGCAAAUAUGAGGAUAAGGUGCUUUGUGAUUUGGUUCCUAUGCAUGCAUGCCAUUUAUUGUUGGGAAGACCAUGGCAGUAUGAUCUGAGGGUUACACAUGAUGGAUUCACAAAUAGGUACUCUUUCACUCUUAAAAAGCAACCUAUUACUCUUGUGCCAUUAACUCCAAAACAGGUCAUGGAGGACCAACUAAAAUUACAAAGAUCAAAUGAAAAAAAGAAAGAAUAAGGAAGGAAGGCUGAAAUUGAAAACAAAGAGUUUAAAAAAAAAAGAAAGAGAGAAAAAUAUUGAUCAGAGUGAAAAAGAAAGAGAGAAGAUUUCAGCCA
Messenger RNA from Cannabis sativa, 1793 nucleotides. RefSeq lists its product as uncharacterized. Bases 1 to 552 code for a protein of 183 amino acids. The transcript has a single exon. NCBI's taxonomy places the organism in Eukaryota, Viridiplantae, Streptophyta, Magnoliopsida, Rosales, Cannabaceae. The record is from RefSeq and is a predicted model, not a curated record.